AUGAGCUAUUCCACACGCUAUUCCUCCACCCGCUGUACCUUCUAUCCAGGAGUCCAAUGUAGUCAUCCGGAAUGUACAAGCUUCGGUCUUCCGCGGUACCAAUCGCCACCUACUUAUGGGUAUGCACCUCCUCCUACCGUGUUAGGAAACGAAGACGCCUUUCUGGCUGGAUUCGCCCAAGGAAGACGAGCCUCCAUGCAAUCGAAUGGACCUGCCGGUACCAGUGAAUAUCGAAGUGGAUCAUCUUUUGGUGGACCCCAAUAUCAUCCUGAGGCUCAUGGAAGACGAAACUCGAUGUCUCGAGGUAGUAAUGGCAACAGUUCCAUUCGUCACUCUCCCAUGCCGAAGAAAGCGACGCCAAGAUCUUCCCGGGAUACACCACACCGUCGACCUUCAGGAGGGGUCUUUGAUUUUGAGAUUGAGGUUGAAGAGAUGCCUGAUGACGAUGUUGAUGAAGCAAUCAAGAAUGCGGCAGACAGACUCAGUAAUAUGAACAUGCAUGAUGAUAAUCGAAGUGAUCCAUCCAAAAUUUCAAGUGUGAAGACCAGCAGUAGUAAAUGCAAAGGACCGAGGAAGACACCUACUAUUACAUCGGAGCCGAUUCCAAAAGGUUAUCAUGGUGUGGCAUUCACCAUUCCUCCUAUGUAUAGGGAAGACCUGACUGGGUUCAGUGAGGACACUUUUAUCAGAUGUACGAUUAAAGAGGAGUAUGACAACAUCAGCGAUCCUGAUGCCUAUUGGGAUGCAGUGGGCGGAAAAGUCGAAUCGACUAUGGGAAAGAUCUUCGGACCCGAGGUGACUUCAAAAUCAACGGGCGACAAGCAAAUCAAGUUGUCGUACCCUAAGGAUAUAACUAAGACAGAAGAAGAAUUCCACGAGACUUUCCUCCUUGAUCGACAUACGGCAAAGAAUCUGCAUAAAAAGCCAAAGAGCGAAUUCAUGAAUACCCUGCAAGCUAGUAUCAAGAGCGAUCUGCAAUCUAAAGUCGAACGAGAGCUGAUCGACCAGAGUGUCGUCCAUGACUUGGAAGUUGAUACUACCAAACAGCUCGAAGAAUGUUAUAACAGAUUCAAAGAGACCUUUAGAUGA
This is a messenger RNA of Kwoniella mangroviensis CBS 8507, 1089 nucleotides long. RefSeq lists its product as uncharacterized. The record is from RefSeq and is a predicted model, not a curated record. Bases 1 to 1089 code for a protein of 362 amino acids. Lineage: Eukaryota; Fungi; Basidiomycota; Tremellomycetes; Tremellales; Cryptococcaceae. The transcript is spliced from 2 exons.